This is a messenger RNA of Henningerozyma blattae CBS 6284, 735 nucleotides long. It is a transcript of the gene PEX11, whose product is annotated as Pex11p. The transcript has a single exon. Lineage: Eukaryota; Fungi; Ascomycota; Saccharomycetes; Saccharomycetales; Saccharomycetaceae. The record is from RefSeq and is a predicted model, not a curated record. Gene Ontology annotation, biological process: peroxisome fission; regulation of peroxisome size. Bases 1 to 735 code for a protein of 244 amino acids. Gene Ontology annotation, cellular component: peroxisomal membrane.
AUGGUUUGCGAUACCAUUGUUUAUCAUCCCACGAUCACAAGGCUUCUCAAGUUCUUGGAUACAACUGUUGGUAGAGAGAAAGUCCUCCGGCUACUGCAGUAUCUAUGUAGGUUUAUAGCUAUCCGUCAGCAUUCCAGUGUUGCUAAGCAAUUACAAGUACAGUUCGUGAUGAUGAGAAAAGUCUUGAGGUUUUUUAAGCCACUAAGCCAUGUACAAGCAGCCUCUAGAGCAUUUGAUAAUAAAUUAGCUAGUGACAACGUGUUGAGGAUUGGUAGCAUUAUAAAGGAUUUGUCAAUGGCAGGAUACUUAACAUUAGAUCAAAUUAAUUUAUUGCGAAUCUUUAAAUUAGUCCCUGUCAAUAACUUAACUGGUAAGAAAAUUCCUCGUUGGACAAAUUGGCUUUGGUUAUUUGGUUUAAUCAGUGGGAUUGUUUUGGAUUUGAGAAAAGCCAAUAUCUCGAACAAAAAGAUUGAAAUUUUAGAGAAAGAGGCUCUAUUGAUUAAAACUUCUGGUGAGGAAGGGACUAAAGAAAAAAAUGAGGAGUCAAUUAUUCAAAAUAAGAAAUUAUUGGUGAAAUCAAAAUUAGAAAGAAAGGCAGCUAUUAGAAAAUUGGUUUGGGAUGCUUUAGAUUCAUAUAUUGUCUUAAAUAACCUACAAUAUUUGAAAUCGGGUGAUGACCGCACUGGUUUGGCUGGUAUGGUGACAUCUGUAAUGGCUAUUCAAGAUUUAUGGUAA